AUGGAAUACUUCACGUUGGACCAGCUUCGGGGUCAAUUCACCGAGCUGCUCCAAUCAUACCGGCAGUACCACCUCCGCUCUCUCCAUGAUGAUGGCAUGCUUGAAGACGAACGUCGAGAUCUUGAAGACAAAGCCAAGGUCGCUCAGGAUACUUUCCACGCUGCCUUCCGGAACCACCUGGCCCAAAACGAACAGUUCCUCCUUGAUAAUUCAGAGGCGACUGUGCUCCAGACAAUGUUAACAUGGGCCAGAAACUCCGGCCUACCUCUUACGGAAAGUGAUAGCGCGGACCUACAAAGAGAGAUCUUCAGUGACGCAAGCAGUUGCUCCGACCGCUUGACAGAGCUGACCUCUGAGCCAAAUUCUCUUGAUGAGUUCUCGGUCUGGCCUUUCAUCCAAAAGAUAAAAGUCUACCUAAAUGCAUAUAUUCUGAGCAAGGGCCUUAUUCUCGUUGAUCUCCCGGGUCUCCGUGACCUCAACUCGGCUCGGCUGAAGAUCACAGAAAGAUACUUGCUCAAUUGCGAUGAGAUUUUUGCCAUCUGUUACAUAGGUCGAGCUACCACUGAUGCUGGUGUGAUGGGAGUAUUCGAGCUUGCCAGGAGGGCUUCCCUGUCGCGGAUUGGAAUCAUUUGCACAAAGUCGGAUGAUAUUCUGGCAGAAGAGGCGCAGCGAGAUUGGGAUGGAGAUUCUAGAAGGAUCAUUAGGAACUUGAUCAGAGACAUUGAGAACAUGCAGAGAUCGUUGGACACUAACGAGGCCAGAAUCAGAGAUCUUGACGCUGAUAAUGAUUCUGACGUUGAGAUGGAUAGCGAAGAGAGGGAAGAACUCUUAGAACUUCACACAGCCUCCAGGAAACUAAAAUUGAAGAGUUAUCUUAUUACUACUCGCAAUCAAAAAGUCACAGAUGCGCUUCAGGCGACCUAUCAGAACCGGAUACCAGGAGGGAACUUGCCAGUCUUCUGCGUCAGUAACUUCGAAUAUUGGGAGCAUCGGACUACACCGAAAAUGGAGGCUUUGCCCUUCCUCCGUCUCUCUGGCAUUUUGGAAGUCCGCAAAUAUUGUCUUUCCCUUGUCGCCGAGGGUCAGCUUUGUGCUGCGAUCGAAUACAUGACUGUUGCCAUCCCAGCACUGCUGGGAUCUGUCGAGCUCUGGGUCCAGUCUGGUUCUGGAAGUCUGAGCGCCGAAAGAAAACAAGCCAUUCGAAACACCCUAGAAGAGAUUGAAGGUGUGUUAGACACGGACAAUGUUCGUACCAUUGUAGCCAAGCCGCACAAAAUGCAACUAUAG
Messenger RNA from Exophiala aquamarina CBS 119918, 1287 nucleotides. RefSeq lists its product as uncharacterized. The transcript is spliced from 6 exons. Bases 1 to 1287 code for a protein of 428 amino acids. The record is from RefSeq and is a predicted model, not a curated record. NCBI's taxonomy places the organism in Eukaryota, Fungi, Ascomycota, Eurotiomycetes, Chaetothyriales, Herpotrichiellaceae.